UUUUAAUUAAAGGUGAAUAUCAUUUUCUAAUUAUUAUUAGUUAUUGCAGAUAUUCGGAAUUUAUGUUUCCAAUCGGAAUUGCAUGGUGAGAAGAGUAUUGCGAUUUCUGUUUCGAUUCAUUUAUCUCUACGUUUCCGUUUCAGGGGAACGACGGUGCGACGUUGGUUGCAUAAGCGUCGGGCGUCAAGGGGGUUGGGGCGGCGCCGUUCGUGCGUUCCCGUCGCUCCGUCGCCGUCCAUCCUGUGCAGCGAAGCGAAGCUCUUUCCGGCCGAAACUCUCAGUUCACAGUUUUCGUCCGGUAUCCGAAGAUGGAAGGUUUGGGUGCAUACGGAGGCGGCAAAGCCGGCGGCGCUUUCGAUCCCAUCACUUUCGUGCAGAGGCCCCAGGUCAUCCUUCGCGCGGUUUGCUGGCUGUUCGCGAUAGUCGUGUUUGGAUGCAUUUCCUCUCAAGGCUGGCAGUACAAUCAGCCGCUGAAGAAGGAGGUGUGCCUGUAUAAUGGAGAUAGUAACGCUUGCAAUUACGGGGUUGGCAUCAGCGUGAUUGCCUUCAUCGCCGCAAUGGGAUUCAUCAUCGGCGAAUACCUCUUCGAGCAGAUGUCCUCGGUCAAGACCAGAAAGCAUUACGUUCUCGGCGAUCUCGGUUUCUCCGGUUUCUGGGCGUUCCUCUAUUUCGUCGGCUUCUGGUAUUUGGCGAGCCAAUGGGGAAAAGCACCGGAACCGAUGGGCGGUUACGGCGUCAACAAUGUCCAAGCUGCGAUCACCUUCUGCUUCUUUUCUGUAUUCACCUGGGCUGGCUGUGCGUUCUUCGCUUUCCAGCGAUUCCGGCAGGGCGCGGACGCUGCGUUCGCGACGAAUUACGAAACGGAUACGAGCAUGCCUGCCGCUUACCCCUCGUACCCCGGUGGACCGGAAACGGAGCAGCAGUACCAGGAGCCACCGUUUUCCGGUGGCGCCAUGAACCAACGAGGUCCCGGCGAUUUCCAAGCUCCGGCGUAUUAAGCACGGUCACAAUUGCAGUCAGUAUAAUAAGGAGCACAAACACAUGGACAUUGCGUGUCGUGUGUAUGUGUCUGUGUGAAGGAGAAACCCGAAUGCAUGAUAACAAAUACGGCGAGAGGGAGAGAGAGAGAGAGAGGGAGAGAGCAUUACAUAUAUGUUUCUUUAAUUAGUAAUAACAAUUGAUUUCGUUCGGUUUGGUUGGUCGGUUGAUCGAUUAACAACAACAAUCGAGAGUCCCCUUUGAUCUCUUGUUCAUCUUCGAUGUGAUAUUAAGUUUAGUUCGUCUCUCCUCUCUCUUUCUCCUCGGCAGCAGCUGCAGCAGCAGCAGCAAAAUAACAAAUGACAAACAAAUGACAAAAAUCGGGUCAACUUUAAUUUAUUCCUUCUUUAUUGAUUUUAGUUCCAAUUAAAUGGAGUCGUUUAGCGAUUAGUCGUCAAAGUAGAGGAAGUGUAUAAGUGUAAUAUAUUAAUAAGAGGUAUACAAACAAACAAACAAAAAA
Messenger RNA from Nicrophorus vespilloides, 1498 nucleotides. Its product is annotated as synaptogyrin-1. The coding region runs from base 309 to 998 and encodes 229 amino acids. Gene Ontology annotation, cellular component: synaptic vesicle membrane; neuromuscular junction. NCBI's taxonomy places the organism in Eukaryota, Metazoa, Arthropoda, Insecta, Coleoptera, Silphidae. The record is from RefSeq and is a predicted model, not a curated record. The transcript has 5 exons.